This is a messenger RNA of Penicillium paradoxum, 732 nucleotides long. RefSeq names its product TNT domain-containing protein. The transcript has 2 exons. NCBI's taxonomy places the organism in Eukaryota, Fungi, Ascomycota, Eurotiomycetes, Eurotiales, Aspergillaceae. The record is from RefSeq and is a predicted model, not a curated record. The coding region runs from base 1 to 732 and encodes 243 amino acids.
AUGCAUUUCACAACUUUGAGUGUGCUGCUUUCGGUUGCUUUAGCAGAUGCUGCAUCCUUUGUCUCUCCUUUUAAGCACAGGCCAAACAAGGAACCGGAUUAUCCCGAAAGAUGUUACCCCGACCCCUGCAAAGGAGUAACCUAUGUCAAUUCCACUGCUGUUUGCGGUGACCCCCGACUUGGUCCCAAACACCUCCCCAAGUUCUUCCCUCUCGCCAAUGCGCUAGAGACAUACGCCCGUUUCGGCGAGCUCUGCCCUUACGAAUUCUUGGAUAAAUGGACCUUGAAUGCUACAGACCCUAAGGGAUACUGGGUCUAUCCAGAUCAAGACGGAUUCGCAACUACAUCCGAGGACGUGUCCAUUCUCGGAAACUACACCCUUCGCGUGGGCCAGAAAUUGGACAGAUUCGGAGCUGAAACAGGAAAGUUCCUGUCACCUCUUGGUGCGCCGUAUAUCGAGCGAGCCCUGCCGCCAUCCAAUCUCUUCGCCCCGGUUAAUAGCAGUUUCCCGUACAACUAUCACGUUUACGAGGUGACGAAGGAGUUUGAUAUUCUGCUGGGCCCUAUUGAGCCUUGGUUCGAGCAGCCUGGGUUUGGAUCACAGCUUUUGGCUACAUCCAGUGUGACAGCGUUGUUGGACGGGGGAUUCUUGAAGAGACUGGAGUUGGAGGAUUAUGAUGAGCCGGAGGAGUACUCGGCGGGUUAUCUGCCUGAGCCUGACAAGUCAUCCUAA